Messenger RNA from Biomphalaria glabrata, 2855 nucleotides. RefSeq lists its product as uncharacterized. The record is from RefSeq and is a predicted model, not a curated record. NCBI's taxonomy places the organism in Eukaryota, Metazoa, Mollusca, Gastropoda, Planorbidae. The transcript is spliced from 23 exons. Bases 103 to 2463 code for a protein of 786 amino acids.
CUUCGAUUCAGAAGAUUGGUUCAUAAUAUUGAGCUUUGAUCAACGUAAUCAACAACCACUAGAUCUAAUCGAAGCUUUGGAUCGAAGGUAGAAUUAAAUAGAAUGACUGUGUGUGCCUGUGUUGUGUUAACAUACAUUUUGAUAGCCUGCAACUCUCUUUCAGGAGCCGAGGAUGUAGCUUUGAACAUCGCGCCGUAUGGGAAUUUGUUUCAUAUCCUGUUCCCGAACUUCACCAUCAACGUAAUGGAAUCGUCCGUGUCAUUUUUCGUCGUCUCUUCAGAGAAAGGAGUCAACACAGUUGAAAUCUAUUAUUUGGAACGUUUGUUGAACUCAGUCAAUUUUCAAACGGACUCCUGUUGUGGGGAAAAUGCUUUGAUUGCCGUGGGAGAUUUCCAAGGCACGAGCGAGCCGUCCUCUCAGUUGAACUCACCCUUCGUGGUGAAAAGCACUCGCAACAUCUUCCUGACGGUCCACAUCUCUGCUGACCGUAACAACACAGCGUCCUUCCAGGCCUUGCCCUGCUCCUCGUGGGGCACACGUUAUGUCGUCGUGACAUUAAAUUCCAACCCUUCAGUUCAAAUCUUGACAGUUGAAACACAAACAGUUUGGGUAGAUUUAAGAUGUUCCUUGCCAUGCGAUAGGUUCUUGAAACAACUGGCAGCUUUUUCCAACGGAAGCAACCUUCUGCCGAGUGGCACUGUCCUGAGUAUCUCAUUCUGUUUUCAGAAUUACGAAGGAAACUUAACUGGAACCAAAAUUACGGGAGAGAAACCAUUAGGCGUUAUAGCAGGGAACUGUCUGGGGAAAACCCUGGUUGAAAAAUGUGAUGAGCCUGGAACAUUGGCCAAUGAACUGUCUGAUGGUGACAUGGCAGCAGAAAUGCUAUUGCCGAUGGUCAGUUUCGGCAAAGAAUUUAUUAUCUUCGUCGUUCUGGACGAGCAGCUGGUCAUCACGUCUGCUGAGAAUUUCAUCAGGGCCCCGACAGAAAGGACAGAAAUCUCCAUCACAAUGCACUCAAUUACAGAUACAGUCAUGAUAGCCAAACGCGGAGGCACGCACUCUUAUGUAAUUCGAAGAGGCGACAAGCCACGCAGGAUCGUCAGCAAUUAUCCAAUCCAAGUCAUGUACAUCCUUCGAUCACCUUGUGUCCCUGGUCUGAGUAAAGUGCUUGAUCUCGGCGAUGUCUCCAUCUGCUCUGUCCUCCCGACCACCUUGUUCUUUAGGUUCUACUUUUGGAGAUCAACAGAGUCAGAAGUGGGCAUGUCUGUCAUUGUCAUCAGAAAGUUUAAGCAGACUAUUAAGCUGCAUAAUUUAGAAAACUUGGACUUGUAUGCAUCUUCAUGGUCCGAAGCUGGAGGGGACUGGGAAGUCGGCACUAUGAACCUGGCCAACAAAUUUAGUAUUUUCUCCGGUGAUAGCUUUGGUUGCUAUGUCGUUGGGUUUGAAUCCAAUGCAGGCUCAAUAUAUGCUCCUGGCUUUGCAAUGACCUAUGAGUGCUCAAAGACUGAACUCUUUGUUUCUGACGGAGUGGAUAACGACUGUGACGGAGAGAUUGACGAGGAGUCACAGAAUCACAAAGAUGAUGAUCACGAUAACUUGGUAGAUGAGGACCCUGUGAAAAUAACUAUCAGCAUAUGGAGUCAGUGGAAAGAAUGGCUGUGUUAUAAUCUCACACACCUUACAAGAUCACGCUCUUGCAUUGAUCUUAACACUGAUGGUGAAGUCGUGUGUCUGGGAUUGCAUACAGAAUCAACUGUCACCGACCGAUGUGGACAGAGCACCACCUUUAAACCUGUUUUUGGUGUUUGGAGUGCAUGGGGCGCCUGGGAUUGCAAUAAGCAUUGCUCUGGCGCCGGACUUGUUAAACGAAUAAGAGCCUGUAAGAGAGACGACACUGCCUAUGGACAGCAUUGUGCUGGAGAAAAGACUCAGAGUAAACAAUGUUCCACUUGUACCAUUGACGCACGGCCGUGUUCCAUGUACCGAUGGGGUGUCAUGUGUGAGAAAGACUGUUAUAACUGCCAGCAGAACUGUUCCAGACUUGAAGGUGCCUGUGAAAGCUGCAAUGCAGGAUUUAAAAACCCGCAAAAAGGUUGCACAGAAGUUUGUGGCUUCGACGAAUAUGGAGAGAAUUGUCAAUUUAGCUGUUUUGCAAAAUGCAGGAGCGAUUGUGGGGAGCGGGUGUUCGGAACUUGUUUAGCAUCGUACAGAAUGUUAUAUUUCUUCUUUGUAAUUAUCAUCAUACCUGCACUAGCUCUAUUAUUAUGUUUUUGGAGCAAGCGUCGAAAAGCGCAAGCAAAAGUAGGCAAGACUUUCUCGCAUUCGUCCAGUCCAGACACCACUACGACACGCGAAACAACAGCAGCAACCCACAUGACUUCAAGCAAUGUGAACACAGAGGACUUAACAGACUCAGCUAAUACGAGCUCAAUACUUGGGCAUCAGACAACAGAGACGAGCUAACGAAGUCAGGAUCAGAUGACAUGAGUUAAAUGACGUCAGCGGCAGAUAUCAGAUCACAUGAGAUAAUGAGCAUCAGAGACAAAUGGCUUGAGCAAAUGACGUCAGAUCAAAUGAGAUGAUGACGUCAACAGCAGACGGACAGCUGAAUAUGUAGACCGUUCUUUGCCAUGCGUAAAAUUAUAGAAUAGUCGAUUUUAUGUAAAACUUUGUAACCUGGAAAUAAUGUUACAAAAAAAAAAUGUUUCGUUAUUAUUUGUAUAAUUCGAACGGUGGCUGCCCCAUUCUUUCCCGGUACAUUAAAGAAGAAUGUGGGGUAGUUUGUGUGGAAAUGUUUGAGAGAAUGUGAUAUAGCUGGGAAAAAGAAAGAAAGAGAAGUGAUUAAGAGAAUGGUG